Molecule: messenger RNA, 1287 nt
Organism: Diaporthe citri
Lineage: Eukaryota; Fungi; Ascomycota; Sordariomycetes; Diaporthales; Diaporthaceae
Exons: 1
Coding region: 1-1287 (428 amino acids)
Source: RefSeq, a predicted model, not a curated record
AUGGGUAAAUACGAUCGCAAGGAAAAGUCACAGCCGAAACAUGGGAAGCCCCCAUCCAGCGGUGCAUCCAAGGCGCCGGCGCGGAUAACCCCCGGCGUGCCAGGCUGGAAAGGGCCUGGCUACAUUCACAAAAAGAAGAAGCCUCAGCAGCCAUCUGCAGGCUCGGGGUCAGCGGCAGCAUCAGAGCCUCCUAGGCUGGAACAUGUACUCCCCGUGGAGCUCGAGCAGCUAAUGAUCAAUAUCUUCCGCACCACCUUCCCUGCGUCGAAUGACUUCGAAGCGCUGAAGCCGACACUGCAGGAGAUCAAGGAGGCGCUAUUUAGGAGGGACUUUGACAUGGCAUUUGGAAGGGCCGAUUUCCUGGAUGCAUAUGCGAUCCGGUGGAGUCCCAGUCGCGCGUUGGGAUAUGCGCAGCUGAUGGCUUGGAUCUGCGAGGAGAGGGCCGACGACGCUUGCAUCCAGCGGUUGGCCGGCGGCGAGGAGGAGCAGAAAACAGCCAAGGUGGUAUGUUUCGGGGGCGGGGCGGCUGAGAUCAUGGCGUUCUCGGGUCUUUUGCGUCACCUACGGCCGUCAGAAGCAGCCGGAAAACCAGAUUCACCAUCCGAGGACGUCUCGGAAGAUCUGCAGGCCCUGUCAAUUUCAGAGGCUGAACCCUCGGCGACACUCCUCGAUCUUCACCUUGUAGACACAGCGGACUGGUCUUCCGUGCUCUCCAAGCUACAUGCGUGCCUCGAGACGCCUCCCACUCUUUCCAAGUAUGCUAGCGCGGCAGCUCGAGCCACAAAUGCCUCAUUCCUCUCGCCCGGAGCUGUUAAGCACACUUUCACGCGCACAGACGUGCUAGGCUGCAGUACUGAAGACCUCCGAGCGGCCAUCGGACCUGACCCGGCGCUUCUUACACUGCUCUUCACUCUGAACGAGCUCUACGCGGCCUCGAUGCCUCGAACCACCGCGUUUCUGCUCAAAUUUACGGAGGCUGCUCCUAGUGGCAGCUUGCUGCUCGUGGUAGACAGCCCGGGAUCUUACUCUGAGGCCGCCGUUGGUAAUGCCAAGGAUGGGGAGGAGAAGAAGAAAUAUCCCAUGAGUUGGCUCAUGGACUACGCCCUCGUGCCAAAACCGAGAAAGAAGACAGCUGAUGGAGAGGAAGUUGGCGAGGGGGAAUCGGCUAAUGCGUGGCAAAAGGUCAUUUCCGAGGACAGCGUGUGGUACCGGUUGGAAGAGGAUUUAGAGUACCCGGUCAGCCUGGAGAACAUGAGAUUUCAGAUCCACGUGUUCAAACGUGUAUGA